AAGAGACUUUCUCCAUUAGUCGUGCGCAUACACCUCCUUUGGUUGUCUGAGUUUGGUGCUUAAUAAUUUGAAUUGUGGAAAUUUAGUUUCAAGUGUUUUAUCCUUUAAGGAUGUACGGUGCCAAGGAAUUAUGUGCAGUGCUGCUGCUUACAACUAUUUUCAGUUUUGAAUUUGGUGCUCCGAUUCUUGUGCCAGCACUAACGAUUAAUUCGGCUGAAUGGCAAAGUUAUGUUAACACUUAUGGAAAAACGUACACCACCUAUCCAGAAUCAUACGCGGUAUUCUAUUACAACUACAACAACAAGUUGAUAACGGCGCACAACUUGCAAGCGGAUAGGAAUCCAAAUACUGUCACAUACAGAUUAGGUGUAAAUCAAUUUACCGACAUGCGUUUGAUACAUUUCAGUGCAUUAUUCCCCAAAACUACACUACCAACAACGGCCCCAUCAGCAACACAACCGCCUACAGUACAAGCUUCCUCACCGUCAUUCGACUUUAUAACAGAUCUACAAUUAAACAUAACCGUUGAAGAUCAAGGAACUGUUUGUAAUAGCGGUUGGGCCUAUGCUACAGCCAAAGCCAUUGAAGUGUAUGCUGCAAGUUUAGCUGUGUCUACAGAACGGUUUUCUGCGCAAAAUUUAAUCGAUUGCGCCGGUUCUGGCAUCGGUUGUACGAGACAAGUUGCGCAAACAGCUUUCGAAUAUCUUGUCGGUUUUCAACAACCAUUGUAUACGGUAACAGAUUAUCCAGAUAAUAACCGGCUAACAACUCAAGGCAUGUGUGUACCACCCACAACAGCGACAGGUACACCCAUCAAUUUGGCUUCGUAUUCGCGAAUUGAUAAUCCCGAUGAUGAUACUAUUAUGCAAUAUGUGUCAGCUCAAUUUCCCGUAGUCAUCGAAUAUGAUCCGACUUCUUUUGAUUUUAUGCAGUAUAGAUCGGGCAUAUUCCAACAGCCACGCACCAAAGGUGGUUCCCACUAUAUGACAGUUGUGGGCUACGGUACGGAUACAACUACAAAUCUAAAUUACUGGUUGGUACUGAACUCAUUUGGCACUACUUGGGGUGAAAACGGCUAUAUUCGUAUAAUACGUCAGUCGACUAGGCCAUUAACUAAGGUAGCUCUCUUCCCAACUGCAUUCGGACCAUAAGAGAGACGAGCUAAGGCAACUUUUUAGAUUAAUAUUUAAGCAAUAUUAUUUAUAAUACUAAAUAAAAUAACUGUAAUAAUAAAAACUUUUGAA
This is a messenger RNA of Bactrocera oleae (olive fruit fly), 1244 nucleotides long. RefSeq lists its product as uncharacterized. Gene Ontology annotation, molecular function: cysteine-type peptidase activity; cysteine-type endopeptidase activator activity involved in apoptotic process. The record is from RefSeq and is a predicted model, not a curated record. Gene Ontology annotation, biological process: immune response; positive regulation of peptidase activity; positive regulation of apoptotic signaling pathway. Gene Ontology annotation, cellular component: lysosome. Lineage: Eukaryota; Metazoa; Arthropoda; Insecta; Diptera; Tephritidae.